This is a messenger RNA of Lotus japonicus, 1979 nucleotides long. RefSeq lists its product as uncharacterized. The transcript has 3 exons. The record is from RefSeq and is a predicted model, not a curated record. Gene Ontology annotation, cellular component: cytosol. Bases 305 to 1783 code for a protein of 492 amino acids. NCBI's taxonomy places the organism in Eukaryota, Viridiplantae, Streptophyta, Magnoliopsida, Fabales, Fabaceae.
AUUUCAGCUUCUAAACCCCCCAAAUUCAUUGACCAAAAAAAAUACCCCAAAUUCAGAAUAGAAACCCUAAUUUUACCCGAUCUCCUUCCCAUUCCCGGCCACCGGCGACCACUCAGGUCUCCGGCCACCGCGUCUCUGCUCCGUCCAAGCUCUAAGGUAUUAUUGCAUUGUAUUGGUGACUUGGUGCGAGCCAUUCCAUCCUCUUGAACCAUCUCACAUAAAACAAGCCAGUGUUCAAUCUGAAUUAGACCGAGAGAGAGGAAGAAUCACUCACUUUCAAGCUUUCAACAUUUACAACAAAGAAAUGGCUGUUGAUGCGCUGUCUUUAGAGCACCCCUUAUCAGAAGAUACCCUUCAAUUACUCUUUAGUGCUUCUAACUCCUCUAACUUGGAAAACUCCUUAGAGGUUCUCAUUUCCAUUUCCCGAUCUGAUUAUGGGCGUUCGGACCUUGCUUCCAGAAAGGUUCUCCCUGCAGUGCUGAGUAUAGUUCAGUCACUCACUCAGACUCGUCAUCAUGUUCUCUCGUUAUGUUUCAAGCUCUUCAGAAACUUGUGUGCUGGAGAGGCUGCAAACCAGAACUUGUUUCUUGAGCUUGGUGGGGUGGCUGUUGUUUCUGGAAUUUUGAGGUCACAGGCUGGUUCUCCAUGCCCUGAUCAUGGGCUGGUUCGCUGGGGUCUGCAGGUUCUGGCAAAUGUUUCUUUGGCUGGGAAGCAGCAUCAACGUGCUAUUUGGGAAGAGCUCUAUCCGGUUGGGUUUGGUUCUCUUGCAAGACUUGGCACCAAGCAGACUUGUGAUCCGUUGUGUAUGCUGAUUUAUACAUGUUGUGAUGGAAACCCUGAAUGGUUUAGAGAACUUUCCAAUGCUAAUGGCUGGCAUAUAAUGGCACAAAUCUUGAGAACUGCUUCUUCUGCUAGCUUUGAUGAGGAUUGGAUAAAGUUGCUAAUUUCUAGAAUUUGCCUUGAAGAAUGUCUACUGCCUGUGUUGUUUUCUGAAUUACGGUUUGUGGAUGCUCCUAAGGAUGAAGAUACUGAAUCAAAUGAAAAGGAGUUUUCAUCUGAACAAGCAUUUCUUCUGCGAAUCCUACCAGAAAUCUUGAAUGAGCGGAUCAGAGAUGUCACUGUAUCGGAGGAUGUUGCUCUGUUUGUUUUUGGAAUAUUCAAGAAGUCUCUUGGGGUUCUUGAGCAUGCGACGAGAAGCAAGUUUGGUCUUCCUAGUGGCUCUGCUGCCGUUGAUGUUCUUGGCUACACUCUUACUAUAUUGAGGGACAUUUGUGCUGAAGAUAGUGUGAGAGGUAAUAAUGGCAAGGAGGAUAUUGUUGAUGUGCUAUUGUCGUAUGGCCUCAUAGAAUUGCUUUUGUCUAUACUAGGAGACCUUGAACCUCCAGCUAUAAUCAGGAAAGGAAUUAAACAAUUUGAGAAUCAAGACGGCGCUAGUUGUUCCUCAAAACCAUGCCCUUACAAGGGUUUCAGGCGAGACAUAGUUGCACUUAUUGGCAAUUGUUUAUAUAGAAGGAAGCAUGUGCAAGAUGAAAUCCGACAGAGGAAUGGAAUUCUACUGCUCUUGCAGCAGUGUGUUACUGAUGAAGAUAAUCCUUUCCUGAGGGAAUGGGGCAUAUGGUCUGUGAGGAAUAUGUUGGAGGGAAAUGAGGAGAAUCAAAAGCUAGUUGCUGAACUGGAGUUUCAGGGAUCUGCUGAUGCGCUGCCUGAAAUCGCCGCACUCGGUCUUCGAGUGGAAGUUGAUCAGAGAACUAGGCGUGCAAAGCUUGUAAACAACGUCCCCUGAAAGAUUACUAUAACAUGACCGUGUCCAUACAUCUUAGUCUUUUCUACAUGGUGUUACUUGGUUGAAUUUUAGCUGUGAUUUAUUUUUUUAAUUUUUAUUUUCAAGAAGCUGAAGUUUUCAUUGUCAAUGGAAGCUCAGAAGAGAAUUAAUUUUUAGAAUAGAAAAUUAUGGAUGUCAUGAUAAACAGUUUGUGGAA